AGCUCAUCCGGUGCAUUGAGGGACGUCCAGGUCCUCAUCUGCGCUCGUACAGCAUCAGCACCAGCCGCUACGUGAGAAACAACCCGAGUCGCAUCCCUGCGGAGAGGAGCACCGCGUGCGCUUCAUUCAAUCUGGAGCGUCAGAUGGUGAAAGAUGCACCGCUUCUUUGUCCUCUUCUACACCCGGACUGUGCAAGUUAACGCUGGAAGGGACCAAUAGUAGUUGAGGGACUCGAGAAGACACAUUUCAGUUGCACUGAAAGGCUCCUACAGGACGCACGCUUGGAUUAUUGUCCUCGUAUCACCAUUCCCGUGGAUUUCCUGCUUGUACAACUAAACACGCACGCCGCGGCUUCCAGAGCAAUAAAGCAAAUCAUCGCCUCCUAAAAUGUGUUAAUUCGGUUUCUUUCUCGCGAGGGAGGAGCAAUGAGAUCGUAAACAACACUGGGUGGCUUUGUUUCUCAGACGGGACCCGUGGAAGAUCACAUUGACAUGUCUUUCAGUGCUGGAUUUGGAGCCACCGUUAUUUCUCCACUAACUUAGGGAAGUGUUUUUCGUAUCUCUUUGAGUUUGCAUUAGAGCUCAAUUCUACUUUUCUAACAAACACAUGCAGUUUUCUUCAUAUCUUCUUCCUACAUUGUGGAGCGGUUGGGAUGCUUUUAUCGAAAGGGCGUAUUUGAUUCGCGUCUAUCGCCUUUGGAGCGAAGAAAGACCUCUCUAAACCCGUUUCCUCGGCAUUAUCUUGUGGAGUUACAGCGACCCACGUGGAAACACGGACUCGAAGGAGGGCAAGAUGGGCUGUUGCAGUGGUAGAUGCACGCUCGCAUUUAUAUGUGGCAUGCAAUUGAUCAGCAUCCUGGAGCGACAGAUAUUUGAUUUCCUUGGAUACCAGUGGGCUCCAAUCCUCACAAACUUCAUCCAUAUCAUCACAGUGAUUCUAGGUCUCUUUGGGACAGUACAGUUCAGACCGCGAUAUGUGGCCGGGUAUGCAGUCUGGUUGGUGCUGUGGGUCGCCUGGAAUGUCUUCAUCAUCUGUUUCUAUUUGGAAGUGGGUGACCUUUCAAAGGACACAGAUCUGAUUAUGACUUUCAACAUCUCCAUGCAUCGCUCCUGGUGGAUGGAGAACGGCCCGGGGUGCAGGGUGACCCCAGUGACCCCUCCUCCCUCCUGGGCCCCGGAGGACCAUCGCUACAUCAGCAUCACUGGCUGUCUGCUGGAGUACCAGUAUGUGGAGGUGACCCACAGUUCCUUGCAGAUUAUCCUGGCUCUUGCUGGGUUCAUCUAUGCCUGUUAUGUUGUGAAGCUCAUUUCAGAAGAGGAGGACAGCUUUGACUUUAUAGGAGGGUUUGAUUCAUAUGGUUACCAAGGACCACAGAAGACGUCACAUUUGCAACUACAACCAAUGUACAUGUCAAAGUAAAAGGAUAACUGCCUUAUCAGCCAAUCAAAACGAUGAACUGAUGUUUGAACUUGUCUUUCUACGUAAAUGUCUUAACAUGAUAGUGUCUUACGGAUUGUCGGAGGAACACAGAACCGACACUUCAACCUCAAAGACUCCAAGUGGAUUUUCUUUGUCUACGCCCAGCCCUUCCUCCACCAGAGCGCUGCCAUCAGGCACGAGAGAGCCCUCAUGUGGCCGACCCCCCUCAGCAGACUCUCAUCAUUAGCAGUGCGAAACGGAGGAGCAGAUUGAGUCAAUGUCUGUGGAUAGAUCUGCAAUGAGAAAGACUUGGAAUCGUGCAAUGGUACACUGAGAUGAUAUAGUGUCAGUGUCUCCAACUGACUUUCACGGAAACCAUCCAUACUUAAAGAAUGUUCAUUAAAUAGUCAGUAUGACAUUAGUUAUCUAGUCCUACAAUCUUUCAAAUGGUCUCUUGAGUGGAGAGUCAUUAUUCCAGUUGUGUUUACAAAGGGUUAUUCCAAGCAUCGGAAUUACCAUCUGUGUUUAAUUGCAACCCAAGUCAUUUUUUCUUCUUUUUCCAGGAUGUACUUGUCUUGAAAGUGCCAAGAACAGUUACGAAAAAAUCUAAUAAAGAAAUCAGUAGCUGCUAAGAGAUUCAAAUUUUUUGGAGUUAAACGGAACUAUUAUUUUAUCCGUUCGACGUCACCAUGGGAUCACCCGUAUUUGUUUGCAUGAGGUGUCCAAAUCUGUUGUGUAUUUAAUAUCUUUCAGCUAGACAUAGGCUGACCUUGGAACGGGUAACAGUCGCUCCAAAAGGAUACUUGUGAAUAUUGUUGUUUUUUAGGACAGUGUUGAGUCUUGUUAACAAGAUAACGGAUAGAAAACCAAUUGUAACUUCUUUAUAUUUUAAGCCUUUUUUUAACGUGUGCCAGUGUUCACUCUUUUCUAGUAGACUAAUAAUUUAUUAUGGUGUAUAAGUGGGCCUUUCCUUUCAAUAUUCCUGUACAUACUGAGGGGGGUAGGGAUAGAGAUGCAGUAUUUCUAGUGAUGUGAUGUGAGAAGGGGUGUGAGGAAGAGUCUAAUCUGGUUAGAACACUUUGUUUUGUGUAGUAACAGGACCCCAAGAAUAACAAGUUUUCGUUUCCCUAAUAUUUAGGCAAAAGGGAUAGAAUCGCGCAAAAUGCUGAAGCUAUUCAGGUGUUUUAGCUGUGCUGUAUAAUUUCUUUUCUUACUUGCCUCGUGAAUGAAUAUCAACAAAGAGUUUCUUUUAAUGCUGCACUUUCAAUUGCCUAAAAUACUGUGCAUAUUGUAGCCCUUGGAUGAUGCGUGAAAGCAAGAAAUGUCUUCAUUUUGCUCAAACUACCAUGCCAAAGCGCAGCUGAGUAACAUAUUUUCCCCCCUCUUCAACAGAUAAUGGAUGAUGAAAUCUGUAUUUCUCCACUGUAUAUUAUCUUUUCCCUUAAACUGAUUCUAGUAACUGUGUGGAGUUGGCAUAUGUAUGCGAUUUGGUGUCGAAUAUUCUGAGAGAAAGUGCCUAAAAUGACAUCCUGUUAACAUUCCAAUAAAUGGCAAUCUGCUCUCACCCAGAAAGGCUGUACAUAAACAGAGGGUCUGACUGAACUGGGUUUCAUCAAACACCUUGUGAACUGCACUGGCAAAGCUAAGUGGCUUUGAUUAUUAAUAAAGAUAUUUUAGCUGCACCACUCUCCAGACCUCACUGGCAAAUAAUUCCCUGCAGUCCCUUGCUGCAGUUGUUCUGCAUCUGACUCAAUAUGGAGUGAUACUGUAGUUGUUUGUAUGGGUACUGCAAUUAAUAAGAAUGAUAACACUAGGAAAGGAAAGCUGUAUGGGCAUGUCUCUCAGAACCAGACUUUUAUUUUUGUAUUUUAAUUUGUAUUAAUAAGGGAGAUUAUUAUAUAAUUUAUCUUAAAUUAUAUUAUUUAUUAGAAUACUAUAAUGCACAAAACUCACAAUCCCAUUACUGUAAUGCAAUAAUAAUAUCAAAAGUAGAAUAUUAAAGUAAUGAAAGUCUAAUUAGAAUAAUCAUCAAGAAUAUUGGGAACUUAAAAAAACAAACAAAAUUGGUAACAAAAAAGAAGCAGCAGGAAAUAUUAUAACAGUAAUGUUAUAAAAUAUCUUAAAUGUCUUAUAUAAUUAAUCAUAAAAUAAGGGGACCUUAAUAAUUAAAUAAAAAGCAUUGAUUUUAUUUGCAAAUUACUUAAAUGCCUUGAGAUAUAUAUACACUGAUCAAGCAUAACAUUAUGACCACUGACAGAAUAACACUGAUUAUCUCUUCAUCACUGCAUCUGUUAGUGGGUGGGAUAUAUAAGGCAGCAAGUGAACAUUUUGUCCUCAAAGUUGAUGUGUUAGAAGCAGAAAAAAGCAUAAAGAUUUGAGCGAGUUU
This is a messenger RNA of Carassius carassius (crucian carp), 3805 nucleotides long. RefSeq names its product sodium/potassium-transporting ATPase subunit beta-1-interacting protein 2-like. The transcript is spliced from 7 exons. The record is from RefSeq and is a predicted model, not a curated record. Lineage: Eukaryota; Metazoa; Chordata; Actinopteri; Cypriniformes; Cyprinidae. Gene Ontology annotation, biological process: regulation of sodium ion transport. Bases 793 to 1419 code for a protein of 208 amino acids.